Messenger RNA from Stylophora pistillata, 1137 nucleotides. RefSeq lists its product as uncharacterized. Gene Ontology annotation, cellular component: plasma membrane. Gene Ontology annotation, biological process: G protein-coupled receptor signaling pathway. Lineage: Eukaryota; Metazoa; Cnidaria; Anthozoa; Scleractinia; Pocilloporidae. Gene Ontology annotation, molecular function: G protein-coupled receptor activity. The record is from RefSeq and is a predicted model, not a curated record.
AUGUUCACUUGGGACUUAGAUGAUAAUACCUUGGCUUGGACCAUAGUUGCAAGCCUAAUGUUUCUCUCUUCCGUUACAAUUCUAUUGAAUCUGCUGGUAAUCGUAACAGUUGUAAAACGGAGAGACCUGCAGAAAUUGUCGAAUAUUCUGCUCAGGAGCCUCGCUGUUUCAGAUCUUCAUGUUGGUGUUGUAUCGAUGCCGUUAUCUGCAACGGUGGACGUAUUAGUUCUCCACCAAAUGUCCGUUGAACAUAUUUGUGAUUUAGACUUGGCGAAUCUCAGCGUAAUUUAUUUCCUAUCCGUAUUGUCUCUGUAUCACUUGACUAUCAUUGCAUGGGAGAGAAACGUAGCGAUACGGAAAGGCCUUCAAUAUCAGUUUCUCGUCACAGAAAGCCUUCUCAUAAAACUCGCGAUAUUUGCUUGGCUGUUAUCCUUGUUUACAGACCUUCCCGCCUUCAUUCUGACAGCAAUCGAGUUAGAUAUUGAGAUAGUGAGAAACUGGGUCAUCUUUAAUUAUGCUCUCAUGACAGUUUGUUUGAUAACUAUUGCCUAUUUCAACAUCCUAAAAAGGAAGAAAAACAACAUUGCACCUCUCACCGCAAACCGGAAAAUGGAAUCAAAGACUGCCAAGAUAUGUGAUCCUACUGUUUACAGAAACGUUUCAGUCGAAUUCAGCUUUCCGUCUAACGAGAUACUGCGACUCAAGAAACCUCAGCCCAUCCAACCACCAGUUGCUGCGAUAAUUGCCCGACGAUGUAAUCCAGUUGGAUCGGUAGCUGAGCAGCAUUGCAUCAUUGAAGAACCUUCUCUCCACGUGGCCAGAUCAGGAACCAUUGUCCUCGCCGCUGGUGAGUUAGACAGAGGUCAUCUCUUUAGCGCCGGCUCCAUGGGCUCCUCUGAUGACCCUCGGGGACGGUGUGAAACUCUGAAAACAACUGCAGUCGUCCAUCCUGAAAGAGCGUUGAAAAGCAAACCGGCUGUGAUCCAUGAAGAAAACGGCCCGGUCAACCUGAAAUUAUCCAGAUCAAAAUCUGUGGAUACCGGAGUCUCUAUGAUGAUCUAUGAUGAUCUUAACCGAGACCUGUACCUUAAACAUGACAAAAAUCCUCCUCGAAUACAUAGCUCGAAGUCAGAAUGA